Symphalangus syndactylus (siamang) is the source of this 3885-nucleotide messenger RNA. It is a transcript of the gene TLK2, whose product is annotated as tousled like kinase 2. Gene Ontology annotation, cellular component: nucleus; perinuclear region of cytoplasm. Lineage: Eukaryota; Metazoa; Chordata; Mammalia; Primates; Hylobatidae. The record is from RefSeq and is a predicted model, not a curated record. Gene Ontology annotation, molecular function: ATP binding; protein serine/threonine kinase activity. Gene Ontology annotation, biological process: intracellular signal transduction; chromosome segregation; peptidyl-serine phosphorylation.
GGACCGAACCGAUCCGGAUUAAGGGGCCGGAGGCGGGUCCUGGGCACCAGCGGUUCCGACCCCCCCCCGCCCUCCGCGCCGCACCCGAGUGGCCCCCAGCCGAGCGGGCCCCCACCUCCUGGCCCUGCCUGGGCCCUCCUGCGCCUCCCUUGGCCUUUGUCCGGCGCCAGGAGGCCGGUCCCGCGCCCCCCGCGGCCGCCCGGGCCCGGGCCCGCGUCAGGCGCCUGGCUCUGUACGCGAGCCUGGGGAUCUGCGGCCUUCGUGCCCCCCUUCCCCCGCCCGCCCUCUCGUGGAGCCCGGCGCCGGCGGCGGCUGCCCGGGCGGGGGGUUGCGGCGCUCAGGAGAGGCCCCGGCUCCGCCCCGGGCCUGCCCAGGGGGAGAGCGGAGCGGCCCGCAGCCGGGUCGGGUCGGGGCCCCUCCCGGGAGGAGCGUGGAGCGGCGGCGGCGGCGGCGGCGGCAGUAGAAAUGAUGGAAGAAUUGCAUAGCCUGGACCCACGACGGCAGGAAUUACUGGAGGCCAGGUUUACUGGAGUAGGUGUUAGUAAGGGACCACUUAAUAGUGAGUCUUCCAACCAGAGCUUGUGCAGCGUCGGAUCCUUGAGUGAUAAAGAAGUUGAGACUCCCGAGAAAAAGCAGAAUGACCAGCGAAAUCGGAAAAGAAAAGCUGAACCAUAUGAAACUAGCCAAGGGAAAGGCACUCCUAGGGGACAUAAAAUUAGUGAUUACUUUGAGUUUGCUGGGGGAAGCGGGCCAGGAACCAGCCCUGGCAGAAGUGUUCCACCAGUUGCACGAUCCUCACCGCAACAUUCCUUAUCCAAUCCCUUACCGCGACGAGUAGAACAGCCCCUCUAUGGUUUAGAUGGCAGUGCUGCAAAGGAGGCAACGGAGGAGCAGUCUGCUCUGCCAACCCUCAUGUCAGUGAUGCUAGCAAAACCUCGUCUUGACACAGAGCAGCUGGCACAAAGGGGAGCUGGCCUCUGCUUCACUUUUGUUUCAGCUCAGCAAAACAGUCCCUCAUCUACGGGAUCUGGCAACACAGAGCAUUCCUGCAGCUCCCAAAAACAGAUCUCCAUCCAGCACAGACAGACCCAGUCGGACCUCACAAUAGAAAAAAUAUCUGCACUAGAAAACAGUAAGAAUUCUGACUUAGAGAAGAAGGAGGGAAGAAUAGAUGAUUUAUUAAGAGCCAACUGUGAUUUGAGACGGCAGAUUGAUGAACAGCAAAAGAUGCUAGAGAAAUACAAGGAACGAUUAAAUAGAUGUGUGACAAUGAGCAAGAAACUCCUUAUAGAAAAGUCAAAACAAGAGAAGAUGGCAUGUAGAGAUAAGAGCAUGCAAGACCGCUUGAGACUGGGCCACUUUACUACUGUCCGACACGGAGCCUCAUUUACUGAACAGUGGACAGAUGGUUAUGCUUUUCAGAAUCUUAUCAAGCAACAGGAAAGGAUAAAUUCACAGAGGGAAGAGAUAGAAAGACAACGGAAAAUGUUAGCAAAGCGGAAACCUCCUGCCAUGGGUCAGGCCCCUCCUGCAACCAAUGAGCAGAAACAGCGGAAAAGCAAGACCAAUGGAGCUGAAAAUGAAACGCCUUCUUCUGGGAAUACAGAGCUAAAGGAUACAGCCCCAGCCUUAGGAGCCCACAGUUUACUUAGGUUAACGUUAGCAGAAUACCAUGAACAAGAAGAAAUCUUCAAACUCAGAUUAGGUCAUCUUAAAAAGGAGGAAGCAGAGAUCCAGGCAGAGCUGGAGAGGCUAGAAAGAGUUAGAAAUCUACAUAUCAGGGAACUAAAAAGGAUACAUAAUGAAGAUAAUUCACAAUUUAAAGAUCAUCCAACGCUAAAUGACAGAUAUUUGUUGUUACAUCUUUUGGGUAGAGGAGGUUUCAGUGAAGUUUACAAGGCAUUUGAUUUAACAGAGCAAAGAUAUGUAGCUGUGAAAAUUCACCAGUUAAAUAAAAACUGGAGAGAUGAGAAAAAGGAGAAUUACCACAAGCAUGCAUGUAGGGAAUACCGGAUUCAUAAAGAACUGGAUCAUCCCAGAAUAGUUAAGCUGUAUGAUUACUUUUCACUGGAUACUGACUCGUUUUGUACAGUAUUAGAAUACUGUGAGGGAAAUGAUCUGGACUUCUACCUGAAACAGCACAAAUUAAUGUCGGAGAAAGAGGCCCGGUCCAUUAUCAUGCAGAUUGUGAAUGCUUUAAAGUACUUAAAUGAAAUAAAACCUCCCAUCAUACACUAUGACCUCAAACCAGGUAAUAUUCUUUUAGUAAAUGGUACAGCGUGUGGAGAGAUAAAAAUUACAGAUUUUGGUCUUUCGAAGAUCAUGGAUGAUGAUAGCUACAAUUCAGUGGAUGGCAUGGAGCUAACAUCACAAGGUGCUGGUACUUAUUGGUAUUUACCACCAGAGUGUUUUGUGGUUGGGAAAGAACCACCAAAGAUCUCAAAUAAAGUUGAUGUGUGGUCGGUGGGUGUGAUCUUCUAUCAGUGUCUUUAUGGAAGGAAGCCUUUUGGCCAUAACCAGUCUCAGCAAGACAUCCUACAAGAGAAUACGAUUCUUAAAGCUACUGAAGUACAGUUCCCGCCAAAGCCAGUAGUAACACCUGAAGCAAAGGCGUUUAUUCGACGAUGCUUGGCCUACCGAAAGGAGGACCGCAUUGAUGUCCAGCAGCUGGCCUGUGAUCCCUACUUGUUGCCUCACAUCCGAAAGUCAGUCUCUACGAGUAGCCCUGCUGGAGCUGCUAUUGCAUCAACCUCUGGGGCAUCCAAUAACAGUUCUUCUAAUUGAGACCAACUCCAAGGCCACAAACUGUUCAACACACACAAAGUGGACAAAUGGCAUUCAGCAGCGGGUUUGGAACAUAGCGAAUCCGAAUGGAUCUGAUGAAACCUGUACCAGGUGCUUUUAUUUUCUUGCUUUUUUCCCAUCCAUAGAGCAUGACAGCAUCGAUUCUCAUUGAGGAGAAACCUUGGGCAGCUCUGGCCAGGCCUCGUAGGAAAAGGCCCCGCCCGAGGUUCCAGCGUCAACGGCCACUGUGUGUGGCUGCUCUGAGUGAGGAAAAAAUUAAAAAGAAAAACUGGUUCCAUGUACUGUGAACUUGAAAACAUGCAGACUCAGGGGGGUCCCUGAUGCAGUGCUUCAGAUGAAGAAUGUGGACUUGAAAAUACAGACUGGGCUAGUCCAGUGUCUAUAUUUAAACUUGUUCUUUUCUUUUAAUAAAGUUUAGGUAACAUCUCCUGAAAAGCUUGUAGCACAAAGGCUCAGCUGGGGAUGGUGUUUGACUUCGGAGGAAAACAGUUGCUAUUGCCCGUUAAAGGCACUAGAGUUAGUGUUUUAUCCCUAAAUAAUUUCAAUUUUUAAAAACAUGCAGCUUCCCUCUCCCCUUUUUUAUUUUUGAAAGAAUACAUUUGGUCAUAAAGUGAAACCUGUAUUAGCAAGUACGUGGCAAUGUUCAUUCCAGUCAGAUGCAGCUUUCUCCUCCAUCUGGUCUCCUGUUUGCAAUUGCUUCCCUCAUCUCAGUAGGGAAAAAAUUGAGUGGGAGUACUGAGAUGUGUGGGUUUUUGCCAUUGGACAAAGAAUGAGGUUAGAAGACUGCAGCUUGGAGCCUCUCUAGGUUUUCAACUAUUUCUUCACAAUUUGAACACUUGACGGUUGUCCCUUUUAAUUUAUUUGAAGUGCUAUUUUUUUAAAUAAAGGUUCAUCUGUCCAUGCAGUCCUCUUGGAUUCUCUGAAUGUAGUAACUAUGAAGCUAUGCCAAAGGUAGGCAGAAAAUGGGCUUGGGAGCCAGACACUCCAGGGAUCAGUAGUUCCUACCCAUAGUCUUUGUGUGCUUGCUAAAUGGUGUACAUUUCUUGUUAACCACGUUAUUAAAACUUGAUUAGCACAUAA